UGAAAACGGAGAGGAAAAUCUGGCUCUAGCCAUCGUGCACCAUGUCAUUGCCUCGCAGAAAAUGGGGAUAAUUCGGAAAAUAUUCCCUCAUCUCUAAUCCGUAAUGAGAAGCUGAACCAUCCUCUGCACAAUCUCCUUCGAAAGCUUCUCAUCCAUGGCGAAUACACUCAUUUCGUCUCCUUCGUUCCUCGGCACGCCUCUUCCCUCGCUCCAACGCCACCACCGCACCACUACCAGGCUUGUCGCCACCAAGGUCCACGUCAGCCUCCACCAAAUCCCCCCUCUCCACUCCAUAAGCCACUCCAUCGACUUCGUCGGUAUCGCCACCAGAGCUGAAGGCCUUCUUUACACUCUCGCUGACGCUGCGGUUGCGGCGGACCCGGCUGCUCCCGCCACUGAUGCUGCCGUGCAGAAGAACGGAGGCUGGUUCGGCUUCAUCUCCGAAGCCAUGGAGGCUAUUCUCAAGGUGUUGAAGGAUGGCCUUUCUGCUGUGCAUGUGCCUUAUGCAUAUGGAUUUGCUAUCAUAUUACUCACUGUUAUAGUUAAGGCUGCAACACUUCCCUUGACAAAGCAACAGGUUGAAUCUACAUUGGCUAUGCAAAAUCUUCAACCAAAAAUUAAGGCUAUUCAAGAAAGAUAUGCUGGCAAUCAGGAAAGAAUACAACUUGAGACAUCAAGGCUAUAUCGGCAGGCUGGGGUUAAUCCAUUGGCAGGUUGUUUACCUACUUUGGCCACAAUUCCAGUCUGGAUUGGUCUCUACCAAGCAUUGUCAAAUGUGGCAAACGAGGGACUAUUGACUGAGGGUUUCUUUUGGAUACCCUCUUUGGCUGGUCCUACUACCAUUGCUGCUAGGCAAAGUGGAGCUGGAAUUUCUUGGCUUUUUCCAUUUGUGGAUGGGCAUCCACCUUUGGGUUGGCAAGAUACUGCAGCAUAUCUUGCUUUACCCAUUCUUCUUGUCAUUUCUCAAUUUGUUUCAAUGGAAAUCAUGAAACCACCUGAGACAGAUCCUUCUCAAAAGAAUCAACUUCUUAUUUUAAAGUUUCUUCCACUCAUGAUCGGCUACUUCUCACUAUCUGUCCCAUCAGGAUUAACAAUUUACUGGUUUAUAAACAAUGUCCUGAGCACAGCUCAACAAGUAUGGUUGCGCAAAUUGGGGGGUGCAAAGCCUGUUGUGAAUGAAAAUGCCAGUGGGAUUAUUACUGCAGGACGAGCUAAAAGAUCUGACUUGCAGCCGGCAAAAGGCGGUGAAAGGUUUAAGCAGUUAAAAGAAGAGGAAAAGAAGAAAAAGUUAAGCAAGGCACUGCCAGUGGAAGAUGUUCAGCCUCUGGCAUCUGUUUCUGCUUCUGAUGAUGGCUCGGACAUAGAUAGUGACAGCAAGGAACAGGAAGUUGAAGAAGGAGCCUAUGCUUCUAAAGUUGGUGAAGAGGUUCAAAUUAAUUCUAGGGAAAGAAGAAGCAAGCGUUCGAAGCGGAAGCGUGCUGUAUAAAGGACCGCCGCAUACGGUUGUUUGUAGUUAUAGUGAGUUUUGUAUAUCUCAAGAGAUUAUACCAGUUUUGGGUUGGCAAUUGAUUAAAUAUCCGUAAUUUAUUCCAGCAUAAUAUCUUUGUUUCGUUGUUAAAUUUCUUUCAACCAAGAUCCCCCUCCAGGGAAACUAGGGAGCAUAAAAUCUUGCAUUACAAAAUUGUUGGCUGCUGACUGUUAACAGUACAGUAGUCCUGUACAUCGAAAAGAUAUUGUUGAAUGGAAUCAGAAUUCAUUGUUAUAAAA
Messenger RNA from Vigna angularis (adzuki bean), 1767 nucleotides. RefSeq names its product inner membrane protein PPF-1, chloroplastic. Gene Ontology annotation, molecular function: membrane insertase activity. Gene Ontology annotation, biological process: protein localization to chloroplast; thylakoid membrane organization; protein insertion into membrane. Bases 155 to 1486 code for a protein of 443 amino acids. The transcript has 11 exons. Gene Ontology annotation, cellular component: chloroplast thylakoid membrane. The record is from RefSeq and is a predicted model, not a curated record. Lineage: Eukaryota; Viridiplantae; Streptophyta; Magnoliopsida; Fabales; Fabaceae.